Messenger RNA from Closterium sp. NIES-67, 489 nucleotides. NCBI's taxonomy places the organism in Eukaryota, Viridiplantae, Streptophyta, Zygnematophyceae, Desmidiales, Closteriaceae. The record is from the annotation of a GenBank genome assembly.
UUCUAUACCUUACUAUGGCGUUCUAUGCCCUUCUCUUCACGUUCCUCCACCCCUCUUCUCCCCUUCUAUGCCUUCGCCUGCCGCCAGGGGAUCCCUGCCAAUGGGUCUGGCUGCCAGCCGUCCUCCCUGCCGGGCUACACGUGCUCCGUGCAGCUCAGCAAGAACGCCUACACCCUCCACUGGGCUGUGUAUAAAGACAGCACAGUCAGCAUGGCAGCGCAGGUCGCCACCACGGGCUUCGUAGGGAUCGGUUUCUCCAAGGACGGCAAGAUGACCAACUCGGGUCAGCCUCAAUAGACUUCGUGAAGGGCACAUCGACCGCGGCGGCGUAUAUCGCCGCCGGGGUCCUCCUCGCCCUCGCCUUCGCCCUGCUCAUGCCCCUCGCCAUCCUCCUUGCCCGCCUCCUCCUCGCCGACCGCCCCCACGGGGCCCUCCUCAACCUCAACAGCGGAAAGGACUUGCGGCCGCUGGGGUUUCAGCUGCACCGGG